CAUUUGAAGAAGUUAGCUGUGGAUAAAGUAAAGUAGCAGCCGACCAGAGCAGUAUCAAAGGAGAAAACAGCGCCACACAGUUCCCGAAGGCCAUUCAACUUUUCGCACCAGAUUUUCUCUUUCUCAUGCACAGUCGCCCCAGAGAGUGGUCCAAUCAAAGGGACCCAAUACGUUCUUUUUACAGUCUGUACUCUGGAGAAGAAGAAAUUGUGUUCGUUAAUUUGAUUUGGGUUUCUCAGAAUUUGGGUUUAUACGUAGAUUAGAUAGAUAUGAAGAGGCCGUGUAAAAGUGAGAUGGGUAAAAGAGAUAAUGAUCAUGUUAGGAGAAGGGGCUUUGUCUGCUUGCAAUAAUCUCCCUCUCUCUCUCUCUCUCUCUCUCUCGGCCUAAUAAGUCCAGUGGUUGAGCAGGUGAGGGCGAGCUUCUCUGUCUCCUGAUUCUUUUCUCCUGAAUUUGCCCUUUCAGCGAUCUCAGAGGCCGUUACUUUUUAUCUCAAGCGGCGGCUAUACUUUCUCUUCCUCAUCCUCACUGUCUCCCAACUUUCCCUGAUUCGUCUUGUGAAUAUUUCGCUACUUUGAGGAUCUUGAGGUCGCUUUGGAGAUUUGCCUCGGAUCUUUGAUUUUUGGAUAAAGUAUUUACUCCAAAUUUUCAUUUCGUUUUCUCAUUUUACUCUGCAUUUGAGCCUGCACAAGCUGUUAGUUCGCAAAGCUUAAGGAGCGGUGCACACUUGUGGUUGUUGGGUUGAAGAAAGAGGUUUAGAAGAUUGUGCAUCCAUGAGAAGAUCAGGUGUAAAUCAACCAAAAGUCAAGCGUCUUGUUGGAAAAUAUGAAAUCGGUCGAACAAUUGGCGAGGGUACAUUUGCAAAAGUGAAAUUUGCCAAAAAUUCCGAGACUGGGGAACAUGUAGCAAUAAAGAUCCUUGACAAAGAGAAAGUUCUCAAGCACAAGAUGGCUGAACAGAUCAAGCGGGAAAUAGCAACAAUGAAACUAAUAAAGCAUCCACAUGUCGUCCAAUUGUAUGAGGUGAUGGGGAGCAAAACAAAGAUAUUUAUUGUUUUGGAGUUUGUUACCGGAGGAGAGCUGUUUGAUAAAAUUGUAAAUCAUGGGCGGAUGAGUGAAAAUGAGGCACGGAGAUAUUUCCAGCAACUUAUAAAUGCUGUUGAUUAUUGUCAUAGCAGGGGUGUUUACCACCGGGAUCUUAAGCCAGAAAAUCUAUUGUUAGAUGCCUACGGGAAUCUUAAAGUUUCUGAUUUUGGAUUGAGUGCACUGUCACAACAAGUUAAGGAUGACGGCCUGCUUCACACUACUUGUGGAACUCCAAACUAUGUUGCUCCUGAGGUCCUUGAUGAUAGAGGCUACGAUGGUGCAACUGCAGAUUUAUGGUCUUGUGGAGUCAUACUCUUCGUAUUGCUUGCAGGUUACUUGCCUUUUGAUGAUUCUAAUCUUAUGAACCUGUACAAAAAAAUCUCGGCUGCUGAAUUUUCCUGUCCUCCAUGGCUUUCAUUAGAUGCCAUGAAAUUGAUAACUCGAAUUUUGGAUCCCAAUCCAAUGACUCGCAUCACUGUACCUGAAAUUUUGGAAGAUGAAUGGUUUAAGAAAGACUAUAAGCCCCCUGUUUUCGAGGAGAAUAAGAUUGCAAACUUGGAUGAUGUAGAAGCUGUCUUUAAAGACUCAGAAGAGCAUCAUGUGACAGAGAAGAAGGAAGAACAGCCAGUAGCCAUGAAUGCCUUUGAGUUGAUUUCAAUGUCAAAAGGGCUCAAUCUGGCAAAUUUGUUUGGUACAGAACAGGAAUUCAAGAGAGAAACAAGGUUCACAUCAAAGUGCUCAGCUAAUGAAAUUGUACAUAAGAUUGAAGAAGCUGCCAAACCCCUUGGUUUUGAUGUACAAAAGAAAAAUUACAAGAUGAGGCUUGAAAAUGUGAAAGCCGGUCGGAAGGGAAACCUUAAUGUUGCCACAGAGAUUUUGCAAGUGGCACCUUCUGUUCAUGUGGUUGAGAUGCGAAAAGCAAAGGGUGACACUUUGGAGUUUCACAAGUUCUACAAAAACCUCUCCACCUCCCUGGAGGAUGUUGUUUGGAAGACUGAGGAAGACAUGCAAGAAACAAAGUGAAACUCAACGCAGCUCGAAAUGUGAAGAACCAAAUAUUGUAAAUGCUUCGUGACAUGUAUUUCGAACCCAUCAACUCUUGUGUGUUCGAUCGAUUGUUUUCCGUUAUAUUGUUGGAAAACAUGGAAAGCUCCCAAAAAUGAGUUGUGAUGUUUUUUAUCUUACUUUUCGAAUUCAGGUUCUCAGAGAUAGAAAUAUUUGCAAUUCUUUUAGUAAUCAUGAGUAAAUUUGAAAUAGAGAAUCACCAUGUUAGUAUGUAGUUCUGCAUUUGAAACA
Molecule: messenger RNA, 2378 nt
Organism: Momordica charantia (bitter melon)
Lineage: Eukaryota; Viridiplantae; Streptophyta; Magnoliopsida; Cucurbitales; Cucurbitaceae
Product: CBL-interacting serine/threonine-protein kinase 3
Biological process (GO): protein phosphorylation; signal transduction
Molecular function (GO): protein serine/threonine kinase activity; ATP binding
Source: RefSeq, a predicted model, not a curated record